Monopterus albus (swamp eel) is the source of this 875-nucleotide messenger RNA. RefSeq names its product myosin, light chain 6, alkali, smooth muscle and non-muscle (gene myl6). The coding region runs from base 142 to 597 and encodes 151 amino acids. The record is from RefSeq and is a predicted model, not a curated record. Gene Ontology annotation, cellular component: myosin II complex. The transcript is spliced from 6 exons. Gene Ontology annotation, molecular function: structural constituent of muscle; calcium ion binding. NCBI's taxonomy places the organism in Eukaryota, Metazoa, Chordata, Actinopteri, Synbranchiformes, Synbranchidae.
GUGAUUGGCUGUUCCUACACAAGCCACGGUGACAUCAUCAGGAAUGUUGUGAAGCUGGAACGAGCUACCUGGUAGCUGUUGUUGCUCUCCUCUUACCGAAGAUAAGGCUUUCGUCUGUUUUACGGGCGAAAAAAACUAGACAUGUCUGACUUCACAGAGGACCAGCUCAUGGAGUUCAAGGAGGCCUUCCUCCUAUUUGACCGGACAGGUGAGGGCAAGAUCACCUACAGCCAGUGUGGUGAUGUUAUGCGGGCCCUUGGACAGAACCCUGUCAAUGCUGAGGUGCUCAAAGUCCUGGGAAACCCCAAGUUGGAAGAGAUGAACCACAAGACGCUGGAUUUUGAACAGUUCCUGCCCAUGCAUCAGGCCAUUGCUAAAAACAAGGACCAGGGCUCCUUUGAGGACAUUGUAGAGGGUCUGCGGGUCUUUGACAAGGAGGGAAAUGGUACAGUGAUGGGAGCAGAGCUGCGCCAUGUCCUCACCUCACUAGGUGAAAAAAUGACAGAGGAUGAGGUGGAGACUCUUUUAGCGGGACAUGAAGAUGCCAAUGGCUACAUUAAUUAUGAAGAACUCGUCCGCAUGGUGAUGAGCGGUUGAGGAUUUCAGAAACAUGCUUCCUGCUGUAAUUUUGUCUUGCCCUCUUUCAUCCUAUUUGUUCUAUUUUAGAUGUUUAUUUCAGAAGUGUCAUUUCUGUUUGCUAUGAAGAAACCCUUUUCAUCUCCUUAUCGAAAUGCUAUUCCACUACAGGUACAAUCAAUAAUGUUUCUAUGAUUGCUCAACCUUUUGUUAGUCAACACCAUUUAGUCUCGUUAAGUGGUUUUCUUUUGGUGGACAUGUUACAUUUAUCUAUUGAAUAAACAUUCUUGUGUACAGUG